Molecule: messenger RNA, 2085 nt
Organism: Leptinotarsa decemlineata (Colorado potato beetle)
Lineage: Eukaryota; Metazoa; Arthropoda; Insecta; Coleoptera; Chrysomelidae
Gene: eff
Product: ubiquitin-conjugating enzyme E2 eff
Source: RefSeq, a predicted model, not a curated record
GCCCUACCUUAUCGACAAAAAGCAAAAGUCGCCACGGAAGUGAUCAGUCACCUAUUCUGGAACAUUACUACUUUUGAGUGCAUUAUUGAGAAAAGACGGAGUGGUUUCAAGCGUUUUAGUUUUUCUUGUGUUUACUUCCAUCAGUUUAGUUGCCAUUCAAGAAGUUUUUAUAGCGAAUGAACCCGAAACAAUAUUUAUUUGAUUUACGUCGUGUCUGUGAGUUUUGAAGGAGGCCAUCUUUGCAAUCUCUAUCAGAGGUCCUUUGCUCGCGCUUUCAUUGUCUGGUGAAAAGCCAGUAUAUAUCACAUACAGACUACAUCAAAUGGCUUUAAAACGAAUUAAUAAGGAAUUACAAGACCUCGGCAGAGAUCCUCCGGCACAAUGUUCAGCAGGUCCUGUUGGAGAUGACUUAUUUCAUUGGCAAGCAACAAUAAUGGGACCACCAGAUAGUCCAUACCAGGGUGGAGUAUUUUUCUUAACAAUACAUUUUCCGACAGACUAUCCUUUCAAACCUCCAAAAGUGGCAUUCACGACAAGAAUUUAUCAUCCGAACAUAAAUAGUAAUGGUAGCAUUUGUCUUGAUAUAUUACGUUCUCAGUGGUCUCCGGCUCUUACUAUUUCUAAAGUACUGUUAUCAAUCUGCUCGCUGUUGUGUGAUCCCAAUCCAGACGAUCCGUUAGUUCCAGAAAUCGCUAGGAUAUACAAAACCGAUCGGGAAAAGUACAACGAGUUGGCGCGCGAGUGGACUCGCAAGUACGCUAUGUGAUGGCCCGGCCCCCAAAAUCCACAUUUCACAGAUUAGAUGAAAAAAAAACUUUAUUUCAUUCAACACACUGGAGGGGAAUAGCCAGCCUGUAUUUCUCAAAACAUUAAAAAAAAUCAACAACAUUCAUAAAAAACAUCAACUGUACAUUUUGCUUUUUGGACAUUGUGGUAGUUUAUAAUACGCAACACCCGCCGCCACAAUAUCAUUCACUGGUUUUUUAUACGAGACAUUCUGAUGAUGAGAUUUGUAACUGUAUGAGAACCUAACUAGUUUUGAAUAUUUCGAUUGUACGUUUAAUAUAUUGUGGUUGUAAGGGGCAGCGUUGCUGGGUUGUGUUUUCUUUUCCCCCGAGAUCGCCCGGCCUAUUCGACCACACACACACCAACGUGUCCGCACUCAGACUCUUCAUUAUCGUUACUUCUCUUGUUAGAUAAAUUUAUAUAGUAGGUUUUGUGGUUUCGCUAAGUGUAAUGUAAUAAACAUUGUUUCGACAGCGUUCAAUCUCAGGUUUGAAUACGUUUUUAGGGAUCUCAUCGGAACUAACAAAGACAGCAAAGCUGUUACUUAAACGUGGGCUUGAGAUCACGUCUGCUUGCUCGGAACGCCGUGCUGCCAGUGAAAAUCCGCCAAAUUGUGACGCGGUUUAGCUCGACAUUUAUUUUCUUCCGAUUUGAUUACUAGCUCGCGUGGGUUUUUUUUAACCCCCCUGUUUAGGUGUUGCUGAACUUUGAAGUAUAAUAUUUAUUUGUUCAGACCGAGUUCGCGGUUCCAGGGCGGAAUUCGCCAUUUUCUCCGUCGUUUCCAGAUAACACCGGAUAUCCUAUGGAUGUAAGGUGAAUGUCCGUAAGACGUCCCUCAAAAGACUUAGAAUGGAUAUCCUAUGGACAUCCGUUAUAUAUCCAAAAAAUAUGCGGUGUCUUAUGGUUGGCCAGGUUGGUAUUCUUUGGACGUCCGUUGGAUAUCCGCGUGUUGUCAGUGUUGUGACAGAUUUCUGUCCUGGAGCCUUGUGCGUACCGUCUGAAAAUUUGUUUCAUUUUCUCUUGCAGGUACGAUUGUAAUAUUGAAGUUAACAACAUGUAAUAGUUUUUUAUACAUAAAAUAUAAUGUGUAAAAAAUCCAUCUUGAUGUAGUGGUUUCACUUCCCACGUUUCUCCAAGGGUUGUCUUUUCCCUCCUGAUUUUUUUAACGUACCGUACACUUUGAUAAUUCUCUUGAUUAAAUUAUUCAGUGUAAAAUAUCAAACCUAUUAUUACUUGAUAAGGAAACUUAGGAUAUUUGUUAUAUAUUUUUUCUCGUCAUUAAACAGGACAUAAAAUACA